This is a messenger RNA of Meira miltonrushii, 1747 nucleotides long. RefSeq lists its product as uncharacterized. The transcript has a single exon. Bases 180 to 1682 code for a protein of 500 amino acids. The record is from RefSeq and is a predicted model, not a curated record. Lineage: Eukaryota; Fungi; Basidiomycota; Exobasidiomycetes; Exobasidiales; Brachybasidiaceae. Gene Ontology annotation, cellular component: fungal-type cell wall. Gene Ontology annotation, biological process: fungal-type cell wall polysaccharide metabolic process.
GUUAAAUGAGCGGGAAAUGAAAAUAAAACACAUAUCUAGAGUCCGGAAGGGGUUCUUGAUUUGCUAUCAAUACAUACGAUAAGAUUAAACACCUGAAAAGUCAUGCUAUAAAUAAGAAGUCAACGGGACACCGUGGUAAAAAAAAAUGAUAGUCAGACAACCCACAUCUUUUAGCAAACAUGUCCUUCAAGUUACAAUUCAUCAUCCUCUUGUCAGCUCUGCUGGCAUCUUUCACAGUCACUCUUGCUCAAGCAAGUGUUGCAGGAAAUCUGGUAACACAAGGCUCAAAUAAAUGUUUAACAACAAAAGACAACAAUCUUGUAAAUGGAGCAACACAAGAGAUUCAACCCUGUAUUGCAGGAGCACCAGCACAAACUUGGCAAUUCGUUCCAGCAAGCAUAAGUGGAAAACACCUUUUACGUACUUCGAAUAAUUUUUGUUUAGAUGUUCCACAUGGAAGAGGAGCAAACGGACAAGCGUUACAGAUUUGGCAAUGUAAUGGAAGGAGUAAAAAUCAAAUUUUUGGUCGUUAUGGAAAUCAGAUCAGAUGGAACGGAUCAAAUUUUUGUUUGAAUAUUAGAAGUGGUUAUCAAACUGGAUAUCCUGCAGGUACAAGGUUACAGCUUUACACCUGCAGUACCACAAAUGCAAACACAAACAUUCAAGGUCCAAAAGAACUACCUUCUGCUCCUGCAACAAGCAUUACAACCAAGCCUGCCACUUCCAGCACCACAGCAAAGCCAAUUACUACCAGCACAACACCCAAAGCGGUUAGCACAUCCACCACUACAUCCAAUCCUGCCACAACUACCACCACUGCUGUUCCAGCCAAUACACCUAUUUCCAACCCAUCUUCCGGACCUACUAACAGAUACGGCAAGCCAAGUUUGACAGCCGUUUUCGAUCAAACACGAAAGCGAAUGCUAGCAUGGGGAUACGAUGAAAGAAAAGCACCAAUGAUGGCAGCAGGAAAAAAGAUUGGAUCAUAUUAUCAUUGGGAACUUAAUGUUAUUCCGGGAAUGCCUUCAAACGUUCCUUAUAUUCCAAUGUAUUGGGGUGUAAAUAAAACCGCACAAUGGGAAGCGGUAGAACAAACGAUCGGUGAUUCCGUUCCUGGAGCAGUUUUUGGUUUCAAUGAACCAGAUGUAACCUCUCAAGCAAAUAUGGAUCCAAUCACAGCUGCAAACAUAUUCUAUUCGAACAUCACUCAAGUCUACGGUGUAAAAGGCUCAAAUCUUAUCUCGCCUCCAAUUGUUUGGAAUGUGAAUAAUUGGUUAGUUCCUUUUAUGAACGCAUGCGAUAAGCUUGGAUGUGAUAUCAGCGCUAUUGGCUAUCAUAUUUAUAUCGAUUUGGCCAAAGAUGCUGGAGGUAGUGUUGACAAUGCUGUCGCAUUGAUCCAAUCAAGGAUCAAUUCACUCUACAAAUUAUUUGGCAAGCCAAUCAUUCUAAGUGAAUUAGGACUUACACAAGCAGGAGGUGGAACAGACGAACAAAUGACCGAAUUUAUGCAAAAGUCUGCUCAAUUCUUGGAUAAUUCUCCUGUUGUGUAUGCAUGGGCACUUUCUGCUGUCUUUGCACAAGGUGCAGGUUGGGAUAAUUACUUGAACUCAAACUUGGCAUUCUUCUAUGCAAAUGGAACACUCUCUCCACUUGGAAGCAGUUAUAUGAACGAUACUUUCUAGGCACGCUCUUUUAUACAACCGGUCAGCUUUAUCUUAUGUAUCAUACUAGAAUAUAAUCAUAUACC